GAUUCAGUGCCCAGCCACUCUGGCUGUCGUGGCCAACAUCCUGGGAGCGGUCCUCAGCGCCACCUGCAUUCCAGCCAGCACCAAAGGGGCCAGUGCCAAUGCCCAGGCUCCACUGCCAGGCAGCCCCCAGGCCCGCGUGUUUGACCUGAAGGCCAUCACCCGCCUGCUGCUGCUGCCGGACGUCCUGGGCGUGUUCCUCGUCAAGGUGGUCUCUGGCUUCCCCUCGGGACUUUUCAUGGUCAUGUUCUCUGUCAUCUGCAUGGACUUCUUCCAGCUGGAGGCCGCCCAGGCCGGCUACCUCAUGUCCUUCUUUGGGGUCCUGCAGAUGGUGAGGAGGAGCACAGGGCCCACUGGGGGGGCAGGGGUCUUUGGCAGGGCAAUGAUGUCCGGCAUCCUCCACUUCUGCCUCCUGGUGCCCGGCCUGGUCUUCAGCCUCUGCACCCUCAACGUGGUCACCGACAGCAUGCUGACCAAAGCCGUUUCGGCCUCCGACACGG
Carlito syrichta (Philippine tarsier) is the source of this 497-nucleotide messenger RNA. It is a transcript of the gene SLC67A1, whose product is annotated as solute carrier family 22 member 18. Gene Ontology annotation, molecular function: transmembrane transporter activity. The record is from RefSeq and is a predicted model, not a curated record. The transcript is spliced from 4 exons. NCBI's taxonomy places the organism in Eukaryota, Metazoa, Chordata, Mammalia, Primates, Tarsiidae. The annotation marks the transcript as partial.